Metopolophium dirhodum (rose-grain aphid) is the source of this 1068-nucleotide messenger RNA. RefSeq lists its product as uncharacterized. The coding region runs from base 1 to 1068 and encodes 355 amino acids. The transcript is spliced from 6 exons. NCBI's taxonomy places the organism in Eukaryota, Metazoa, Arthropoda, Insecta, Hemiptera, Aphididae. The record is from RefSeq and is a predicted model, not a curated record.
AUGGCUGAAAUGGAUGAUUCUAGAAAAAGACUUUUGUUGCUCACAACCAAAAUUCCUUCCGAUGUAUUAUUUGCUCUAUCUCUGCCGAUCUUCUUUACCCGGCAUCCUCAGCAUGAUAGAGGUAACACUGCCCUAAAAAUGUCAGUCAAACUCAAACAGCAAGGCGAAAAUAUCACUUAUUUAGAGUUUUGCAAGCUGUUCGUCGACAUCUACCAAGACCAAAGUGUGUUAAAUAUUUGCAAAGAAAUUUACUCGUCCCAGAUAUCAAAAGGUGGCAGUGAUUUGAAUUACGAGAUAGAUACAUUUUUCCGUCUCGUCGGUGACAAGAUAUACCAGAUGUACUGGAACUGUGACGAAGAUGAGAUGCGCACGACCCGUAUGAAACUAAUGUUUGAAGAAAAUGAAUCGUGUUUAGCAGAAAUUUCGUUAUUGAAUGACGAAAUUGAUAAGAUGGUGAUCGAUCAUAAAGAUAAAGUUCAAGAAUACGAAAUUAAAAAAAAUCAAUUUGACGAACGAGUAGUAAAAAUCUAUCAAGAAGCGCAACUGAAUAAAGUUAGGAUUGAGAGAAAAAACAGAAACGAAAUGUUAAUUAACUUGAUGGAACGUGAGAAAGAAUUGGAUGAUCUUGAAAAAAUAAAUAAAGAAAACAAAAGGAAGUUCAUCGCUUCAAAAGAAAUCAAUAUCGCAGAAACAGAGCAGAUGAAAAAAGAAUUAUUUAGAAAAGAAGAAUUUUUGAAGAUGUUUAGUAACCGUUUCAGUAAAGAUAUGCUGAUGCGGUACAAGAAAAAAAUUGGCCUUGAACAGUCGAUUAAAGAAAAAAAGACCACGGUCCAAACGUUGAAGGAUACUAUUACGGCGAUGUCAACGCACCUUGCGGAACUCCAAGAAGCUGAACGGAUUUAUCUAAAACGUGAGGUGUAUGACAAACUUGACGCGAUACGUGAAAGAAUAGCAUUGCGAACCAUUACAGCAUUUAUCAUGCCUUAUGUAAAACUUAAGUUUAAAUCUAGAAAAAAGAAAACCAAAAGCAAAAAAAUCAAAGGGGCAAAUAAAAAGCCUAUAAAUUAA